Aspergillus heteromorphus CBS 117.55 is the source of this 2635-nucleotide messenger RNA. RefSeq names its product beta-glucosidase H. The coding region runs from base 119 to 2635 and encodes 838 amino acids. NCBI's taxonomy places the organism in Eukaryota, Fungi, Ascomycota, Eurotiomycetes, Eurotiales, Aspergillaceae. The record is from RefSeq and is a predicted model, not a curated record. Gene Ontology annotation, molecular function: beta-glucosidase activity. The transcript is spliced from 3 exons. Gene Ontology annotation, biological process: glucan catabolic process.
CCCCGCGCUGUGUCUGUGUUUCCCUAUACUUGAGUCACUUCAGUCUGUGUUCGCUUGUCACAGUCGGUCGACAGCCCUAUAAAUCCAUCUCCCCCUCCCCUCCCCCAAUCUUUCCACCAUGACUCGACUGGAUGUGGACAAAACCAUCGAGGAGCUCACGCUGGGCGAGAAGGUGGCUCUCACGGCGGGCGUCGACUUCUGGCACACGGCCAGCGUGGAGCGCCUGAACAUCCCGGCGCUGCGCAUGUCAGAUGGGCCGAAUGGCGUGCGUGGGACGCGCUUCUUCAACGGCAUCCCCGCGGCGUGUUUCCCCUGUGCCACUGCCCUCGGCGCCACGUGGAACACCGACUUGCUGCACGAGGUCGGCCAGCUGAUGGGCGAGGAGGCCAUCGCCAAGGGCUCCCACAUCAUCCUGGGCCCGACCAUCAACAUCCAGCGCUCGCCCCUCGGCGGCCGCGGCUUCGAGUCGUUCGCCGAGGAUGGCCUGCUGUCCGGCACCCUGGCCGGCCACUUCUGCCGGGGCGUCCAGGAGAAGGGCGUCGCGGCCACCCUCAAGCACUUCGUCUGCAAUGACCAGGAGCAUGAACGUAUGGCCGUCAACAGCAUCGUCACCAUGCGCGCCCUGCGCGAGAUCUACCUGCUGCCGUUCCAGCUGGCCAUGCGCAUCUGCCCCCCCGCCUGUGUCAUGACCGCAUACAACAAGGUCAACGACACCCACGUCAGUGAGAACAAGGAGAUCCUCACGGACAUCCUCCGCAGGGAGUGGAAGUGGGACGGCCUGAUCAUGAGCGACUGGUUCGGAACCUACAGCACCUCCGACGCCAUCGCGGCCGGCUUGGAUCUGGAGAUGCCGGGCAAGACACGCUGGCGGGGAUCAGCCCUGGCGCAUGCCGUGUCUUCGAACAAGAUCCCCGAGUUCGUCCUCGACGACCGGGUCCGCAAUAUCCUCAACCUGGUCAACUGGGUCGAGCCGCUGGGCAUCCCGCCCCAUGCGCCGGAGAAGGCGCUCAACCGUCCGCAGGACCAGGCCCUCCUGCGCCGGGCCGCGGCCGAGUCGGUGGUGCUGAUGAAGAACGAGGACAAGCUGCUCCCCCUGAGCAAGGACAGGCCCACGCUCGUCAUCGGGCCCAAUGCCAAAAUCGCCGCCUACUGCGGCGGCGGCUCCGCCUCCCUGGACCCCUACUACACCGUCUCCCCGUUCGAGGGCGUCGCGGCCAAGAGCCACAGCGACGUGCACUUCGCCCAGGGCGUCUACUCGCACAAGGAGCUCCCCCUGCUGGGGCCCCUGCUCAAGACCGAAGACGGCCAGACGGGCUUCCGAUUCCGGGUCUACAACGAGGCCCCGUCCGAAGCCAAGCGCACCCUGGUCGACGAACUCCACCUGGUCCGCUCCAGCGGCUUCCUCAUGGACUACGUCAACCCGAAGAUCAAGUCCCUGACCUUCUACGUCGACAUGGAAGGCUACUUCACGCCCGAAGAAUCCGGCAUCUACGACUUCGGGGUGACGGUGGUCGGCACGGGCAAGCUCCUCAUCGACGACGAAGUGGUGGUCGACAACACCAAGAACCAGCGGCAAGGCAGCGCGUUCUUUGGCAGCGCGACCAUCGAAGAGCGCGGCUCCAGGCACCUCAACGCCGGCCAGACGUACAAGGUGGUGCUGGAAUUCGGCAGCGCGCCGACCUCCGACCUGGACACACGGGGCAUCGUGAUCUUCGGGCCUGGGGGAUUCCGCUUCGGCGCGACCCGCCAACUCAGCCAGGAGGAUCUCAUCGCGCACGCCGUCUCCCAGGCCUCGGCCGCCUCCCAGGUCGUCAUCGUCGCCGGCCUCACCAGCGAAUGGGAAACAGAAGGCUGCGACCGCGAGCACAUGGACCUGCCCCCGGGCAGCGACGAGAUGAUCUCGCGCGUCCUCGACGCCAACCCCAACUCCGUCGUCGUCAUCCAAAGCGGCACCCCCGUCUCCAUGCCGUGGAUCGGCAAGGCCAAAGCCCUGCUGCACGCCUGGUUCGGCGGCAAUGAAUGCGGCAACGGCCUCGCCGACAUCCUCUACGGCGACGUCAAUCCCUCCGCCAAGCUCCCGCUCUCCUUCCCCGUCCGUCUGCAGGACAACCCCAGCUAUCUGAACUUCCGGUCCGAGCGCGGCCGCGUGCUGUACGGCGAAGACGUCUACGUCGGAUACCGGUACUACGAGAAGCUGGCCCGCCCGCCUCUCUUCCCCUUUGGCCACGGUCUCUCCUACACCUCGUUCUCCCGGUCCGAUCUCUCCCUCUCCACCGUCCCGGAACUCGCCACCCUCGCGGACGGCGAGCCCAUCACCGCUUCCCUCACCGUCACCAACACGGGCUCUCUCCCCGGCGCGGAGACCGUGCAGCUGUGGGUCAUGCCCCCCGUGACGGGGGUCAACCGGCCCGUGCGCGAGCUGAAGGGCUUCACGAAGGUGUUCCUUGACCCCGGGGAGGCGAAACGGGUGCAGGUGGUGGUGGAGAAGAAGCUCGCGACCAGUUGGUGGGAUGAGCGGCGCGGGAAGUGGGCGUCGGAGAAGGGCGAGUAUCAGGUAUUGGUUACGGGGACGGGGGAGGGGGAGCUGAGAGAGGGUUUCACGGUGGAGAAGACGAGGUUUUGGGUGGGGUUGUAG